Molecule: messenger RNA, 957 nt
Organism: Colletotrichum abscissum
Lineage: Eukaryota; Fungi; Ascomycota; Sordariomycetes; Glomerellales; Glomerellaceae
Product: rapamycin complex subunit LST8 target
Exons: 4
Coding region: 1-957 (318 amino acids)
Biological process (GO): TOR signaling; regulation of actin cytoskeleton organization
Cellular component (GO): TORC1 complex; TORC2 complex
Molecular function (GO): protein binding
Source: RefSeq, a predicted model, not a curated record
AUGUCUGUGAUUCUUUGCACAGCGGGUUACGACCACACAAUCAGGUUCUGGGAGGCCCUCUCGGGCAUUUGUUCCCGUACGAUCCAGCACCCAGACUCCCAGGUCAAUCGCCUCUGCAUCUCUCCCGACAAGCGCUUCCUCGCCGCCGCAGGCCACCACACGGUCAAACUCUACGAUAUCAAGUCCACGAACCCGAACCCACUGCUUACCUUCGAGGGCCAUACUGGCAACAUCACCGGCGUCGCUUUCCACUGCGAGGGCAAGUGGAUGGUGACCAGCUCCGAGGAUGGCACCGUCAAGAUUUGGGAGACACGCAGUGGCCAGGUCCAGCGCUCCUACAACCACGGCUGUCCCGCCAACGACGUCGUGAUCCAUCCUAACCAGGGCGAAAUCAUCAGUUGCGAUCGCCAGGGCAGCGUCCGUGUCUGGGACCUUGCCGAGAACAACUGCUCCCACCAGCUGAUUCCCGAGGAGGACGUUUCGGUCUCAAGCGUCACGGUCGCCAGCGACGGCUCUCUGCUUUGCGCUGCGAAUAAUGGCGGCAACGUAUUCGUGUGGCAGCUGCUGCAGGCCUACGACCGAACCCAGCUCCUUCCAGUAACUCACUUCAAUGCGCACAAGGAGUACAUCACGCGCAUUCUCCUCUCGCCCGACGUCAAGAAGCUCGCAACUUGCAGCGCCGACCACACCGCCCGCAUCUGGGAGGUCAAGGACCUUGAGCCUGCCCCCGACCAGGAGCCUAAGCCGUUCCCGCUCGAGGCCACCCUCACGGGCCACCAGCGCUGGGUCUGGGACUGCGCGUUCAGCGCCGAUUCUGCCUAUUUGGUGACGGCCUGUUCCGACCACUAUGCCCGGCUGUGGGAGCUUCACAGCCAGCAGAUCAUUCGCCAGUACAAUGGUCACCACAGAGGCGCCGUCUGUGUCGCCCUCAACGACUACUCCGAGUCUGCUAGAUAA